AUGUCUGAUUAUAUAGAACCUGACACACCUGGUGGAGUGAAUCAUCAUUCUAAUUUAAAUAAUAACGAUAAUUUAUCAAAUGUAGAUAUAUCGAAUCCAUUUGAUGACAAUAAUAACAUUGCUAGUGCUGUACCAGCAGAUUCUGAUAAUGUCUCUAAGAAUACAAGAGGGACUUUGGAUGAAAAUGUACUAGAAACAUUAAGAAGGGAUUUAUUUGAGAUUAACUCAACGUUAAAGAAAGUGGUAUAUCCACAUUUCCCAUCAAGACAAUUAUUGUCGUCUACAUCAACUAUGGUGAAUGAAUCAUUAUCUUCUUCUUCUCCUACUUCACCAAAUAAUCAAUCCAUUGAAGACAUUUCUGCUAAUUGCGAUCUUUGGGCUCCUUUAAUAUUUGUAAUUACUUAUUCUCUAUGUGUUUCACAUGCUCAUACGUUAUUUUCAAGUUUGUUUGUGUUAUGUUGGAUUUUAUUAUUGAUUAUGUCAUUACAUAUGAGAUUAACUAAACCGUACGAAAAUGUUAAUAUGAUUACUUAUAUCUCAUUAUCAGGUUAUUGUAUUUUCCCACAAGUUAUUAAUGCAAUAAUAUCACAAAUUAUUUUCCCAAUUUUAUUAAAAAUGAUAGGCAAUAGACAUUGGAGUAUAAGAAUUAUAACUUUAUUAAAAUUAAUUACAUUAAUAUUAUGUGAAUUAUGGUCAUUAACUUCAAUUUCAUUAGUCACUAAUAGUAGAGGCCUUAUACAGAUCUUCCCAUUAGGAUUAUGUCUCUUAGGAUUGGGUUGGUUAGCAACUAUACUAUAG
Messenger RNA from Maudiozyma barnettii, 798 nucleotides. RefSeq names its product Yip4p (gene YIP4). Gene Ontology annotation, cellular component: trans-Golgi network. Bases 1 to 798 code for a protein of 265 amino acids. The transcript has a single exon. Gene Ontology annotation, biological process: endoplasmic reticulum to Golgi vesicle-mediated transport. Lineage: Eukaryota; Fungi; Ascomycota; Saccharomycetes; Saccharomycetales; Saccharomycetaceae. The record is from RefSeq and is a predicted model, not a curated record.